AUGUCCGCACGGAAGAGACCCCACGCCGACCUCACCGAUCCCUCAUUCCCAACAGUGACAACCAAACCAGACCAAAAUCUAACCAGCACAACCACAAACACAACCACGGUAGCCACGAGAUAUGCACCCUCGACGCCCCACGCAAUCCGCGCGCUACAAAUACGCAGCGGACUGAAGACACGAUCGGCACUGCGCAGCACACGACGCCGCGCAUUCGGCGACGCACUGAACACCAACGGCCAGGUCAAGACCACGGGCACUAACACCGAUCACAGGGGUAUUGGCAAUGAAGCGGCUCGCCUCAGCGGUGGAAGCAGCGUGGUGCGGCCGGACUCGGCGCGAGGGAUCCUGCGACGGCUCGCCAAGCUGACGGCCGCGACGAGCAAGCGGGUUGUUGCGACGCCUCUGGUGGGACGGGGGAGGGAUUAUGAUGACGAUAAGGAGAAUGCGAGGCCUGGAUCUGAUGAUGGUGUCAAGUUGAAGCGACCGAGGAUGGGGCUGGAUAUUGAGGAUAGUCUUGGGGAUGAUGAGGAUUCGUUGUUGCCGGUGCCGGAUGUGGGUGACGAUGAGGAGGAUAGUGAACUCCCGGUGGCGCCGACGCCGUCGAUUCUGCCGGAUGAUGGAGACGGGGGUUUCAAUGGACAUGGCGACCCAACCAUCACAUUCAGGUCGAUUGAUUUUGCUAGACAGGCAAGAAGGGAUGGUGAGAACAAUGGAGGGCGGAGGAUAUCAAGACUGUCCUUCCCUGUGUCGGAACCGCUGGGUGAUCCUGAUGGUGGAGAUGAUGAUCCUACGAUCCUCAGCGAAUAUGGACGCAGAGCCAUUAGUGAGGAGCCUACGGGACGACUAUCACGUUACAGUUUUGGGAGUAUCAGGAUGGACGAUUUUGGUUCGGAACCCGAGAUCAGACGCGAAUCCGACCAAGAGCGAGGCAAGGCUAAGCCUAUGGAGUUGAUGGAUGACUAUUUCGGAAUUGAAAUGGACGACCAAGACGAUCAGCCUUUAUUUUAUGCUGAAGGAACGGAGCGUCUCCAGAAUCUUCAGCGAUCACCCAGUAUUCUACCGCCAGAUGAGAGUACAAUCAAUAUCCCGCGUCUUGAUGAGAGCUUUCAACUGGAGCUACCAGACACUGGGGCAGUGGCGCUGCAUGCCAACCCAGAUGUCCCUCUGAGGGUGUCUUUGGACAACUCUGGCAUUGAGGUCCAGAAAGCCCUUGUGGAGGAAAAUGAGCCCGAUGCGUUACAAUCUGAGCAUACGGGCCACCUUACAACUGAUUCGGCACCAUUACGGACCUCCGCGCCGCGCCGGAAGAAGCUCAAAGCGACCCGUCAUGGUACAAUGAUACCAUCGUUGCCUUCGAGUCUCAUCAAGCGUGUGGCGAUCGAAGCACAAGCGAGACUCGGAAAUCGCAGGCCUCAACUUGGACGUGACCAUAUGAAGGCGCUUGAACAGGCCACGGAAUGGUUUUUUGAGCAAGUGGGAGACGAUCUGGAGGCAUACUCUGAUCAUGCUCGCCGAAAGAAGCGUGUGGAUACCAGCGAUGUGCUGAUGCUCAUGCGGCGACAGAGGGUUCUGAGAGGCCAGGGCGAGCUAGCCAAAGCAGCCAAGGCAGUGUUACCCAAGGAGGUGCUUGCGGAAUUGGAUAUUCCUGAUGAAUUAUGA
Molecule: messenger RNA, 1662 nt
Organism: Exophiala bonariae
Lineage: Eukaryota; Fungi; Ascomycota; Eurotiomycetes; Chaetothyriales; Herpotrichiellaceae
Exons: 1
Coding region: 1-1662 (553 amino acids)
Biological process (GO): replication fork processing; resolution of meiotic recombination intermediates
Cellular component (GO): FANCM-MHF complex
Molecular function (GO): protein heterodimerization activity; chromatin binding
Source: RefSeq, a predicted model, not a curated record